Molecule: messenger RNA, 1166 nt
Organism: Vitis riparia (riverbank grape)
Lineage: Eukaryota; Viridiplantae; Streptophyta; Magnoliopsida; Vitales; Vitaceae
Product: metalloendoproteinase 2-MMP-like
Exons: 1
Coding region: 3-1001 (332 amino acids)
Biological process (GO): extracellular matrix organization; collagen catabolic process; proteolysis
Cellular component (GO): extracellular matrix
Molecular function (GO): zinc ion binding; metalloendopeptidase activity
Source: RefSeq, a predicted model, not a curated record
AAAUGCAAAAUCCAACAGAGUGCUCUAUCUUGUCUCUGGAUUUAGUUAUGGCACCUAAACUUUCAUCCAUGUUGUCAUUAAUCAUACUCCUCUUUCUCUUCCUGUCACCCAUCUCAUCUCAUGCAACAUCGUCGCCCUCAUCAAAUGGUGAAAAACCAUCACCAUUUGGGUUUAUCAAGGGUCUUCAGGGAUGUCACAAGGGGGACGAGGUAAACGGCAUCCAAAAGCUCAAGAAAUACCUUGAACAGUUUGGUUACUUGAGCUAUAGCCGUUCCAAAAACCAAACCCAUGCCGACGAUGAUGAUUUUGAUGAUCUUUUAGAGUCUGCCAUCAAAACCUAUCAGGCCAAUUACCAUCUCGAGGCCACUGGAGAUUUGGAUUCUGAAACAGUGUCAGAGAUGGUGAAGCCUCGCUGUGGUGUAGCAGAUAUCAUCAAUGGCACAAACUGGAUGCUGUCGGGAAAGAAAAGGCAGUACCAUGGCCAUGGCCAUGGCUCCCUCCGUACAGUAGCUCACUAUUCCUUCUUCCCAAGAUCCCCAAGAUGGCCACCUUCCAAGACCUAUCUCACCUAUGCAUUUCUCCCCGGCACCCCAAACUGGGCCAUGAGCCCUGUGUCGCGAGCAUACGGCCAAUGGGAUUCUGCAACACACUUCACAUUUGGGUGGAUUCAAGACUACACAAGCUCCGACAUGACAAUUAGUUUUCAUAGGCUUGAUCAUGGAGAUGGUUCCCCAUUUGAUGGCCCUGGUGGAAUCAUAGCUCAUGCUUUUGCCCCAACCAAUGGAAGAUUUCAUUAUGAUGGGGAUGAGACAUGGUCAAUAGGUGCAGUUCCUAAUGCAAUGGACUUGGAGACUGUGGCCUUGCAUGAAAUAGGUCAUCUUCUAGGACUUGGGCAUAGUUCAGUUCAGAAUGCAAUCAUGUUUCCCUCCAUUAGCACUGGAGUGACUAAGGGUUUGCAUGAGGAUGACAUUCAAGGAAUUAGAGCUCUCUACAACCGUUGAAGACUUAAAAAAUGGAACUGGAAAGUUCAGUUAUGAUGCCUAUUGAUAUAUUACUGCAGUGUGUUCUCCUUGUAUGAAAUAAGUGCCAUGCAUGCUGCUCUGCACUGGCCAUAAUGUAUUUUCAGAAUAAUACUCUAAUAUCAGAGUUUAUCUUUGUGGUACUGA